AUGGGUGGGAAUCAUCCGCAGCUCGGCGACGCGUUGGCGAACGUGCGAGCGUUACAGGAGGCGUACGCGGCGCACCAACGCGAGCGUCUCGAUGGGCACGAGAGAACGGACGAUGAGGAGAGAAGACGGCGGAAGAAGCGAGAGAAGAAGAGCCGUCGGCGAGAGGAGAAGAAACGAAAGAGCGAAAAGCGACGGAAGCGACGACGGGAGGGCGAACGGGACGACGGACGCGCGCGCUCGGGAUCGGAGUCGGAGUCAUCAUCGAGGUCGGAUUGGGAAUCGGCGUCGGGGAAGACGCGCGCGCGAAGGGGUGCGCGGGAAAUCGUCGCCCGCGGACGGAACGCGUGCGAGGCGCUGCGACACUUGCUCGCGAAGUUCCCGAGCGAGCGCGAUGGAUUCAGGGAGUUACUGCGAACAGUGGACGGUGGGAAAGGAGUCGCAACUGCGGGCGUCGCAGACGCCACCGUGAGGCGGUACUUGGAAUACUUUUUUGACAACGCGAGUCUGCGAAGGUCGUCGCGCACGGGCGCGUGGACGCUCGACGAAGGCGACGUGAGCCUGAUGAGUCGAUUCGGUGGUGUUUUCGACGAAUCGAUAGAGAAUUUACGAGUGUUGGAGAACGCGCGCGAGCCGUGGCUUGGACCAGAUCCCGCGGUCGUUGAAGAAGAGAGGGCGAGGAAGGAGGAACGGGCGGCCAGACGAGCGGCGAGCGGCGGGCCGGAGACCGAGACGCGCGUUCUCACAGGGGACGAGGCGCACGCGUUUAUGGCGGCACGCGAGAGCGAUAGUGACGAUGGCGCGCGGGAGCCUACGCCCACGAUGAAUAUUGGACCCGCAGCGGGUCCGCCGCCGCAGGUGGACGCGGAGCGGCCGGCGCCAGCGCCGGCUAAACGUGUGCUCGGACCGAUGGUGCCGCCGAAGAGCAUGCUGGAAGCCGCGGCGGCUGAACUAGAAUUUGACUCUACGUUCGGCCCACCACCGCCAGAGCUUAUCGCCGAGCUCGAGAACAUCGCGGAUGAAUCGCGGGAGGCGUGCGCGCAGCGCAUCGUUCGCAUCAUGCGCCGCGGUGGAGACGCGUAUGAUAUCCUUGGCGUCACUCUGGAGGACACGUCGAGCGUCAUCAAGAAGAAGUACUGGAAGCUCUCUCUCAUGGUUCACCCGGAUAAAUGCUCGCACGAAGACGCGAAGAACGCGUUUGAUGCCAUAAAAAAGGCACACUCUGCCCUUUCGGACGAACAUGAGCGGGCGUUAAUCGACCAGAAACGUAACGCAGCGAACGAACGCGAGGAAUUCGAAGCCUGGCUCGCCGGCGAACGUGAAAAGGCAGCUUGGCGACGGAUGCAAGGCAAGCCACUGCCGGGCGACGAUGAGCUACUCGAUGGCGCGAAGAAAGAGGGCGAUACGCGAGAGGAGUGGAUGACUCAUCUCCCACCCGAGAAGCGGCCGAAUCAAGGGCCACCGACUGUCAGUGUGACGCACUUUUCCAAGUCAGAAAAAGUUGCUCGGACAGCCGAGAUGGAAGCCGCGUGGACGGACACCCCGCAGCAGGCUGCGGCUCGAGAAAAGCAGCUAUUCUUACAAGCGCAGGAACAACAAUAUGUUCUUCCUGCUGCUGUCGAGAAUCAAGAUCGAGCGAAACAGAUGGUGGAUGAAUACAACGCGACGUGUCGUACAAAGUCGUUGGUUGAAAUACACCAAGAGCGCCAGCGAGAGGAUUCCAAGGAAAAGAAAGCGAAAAAGGAGAAAAAAGAGAAAAAAGAUAAGAAUGAUAAGGGGCCAGGUGAUGGCACCAAUUGGGAGUAUCGCCCAUUCGAUCGCGAUACCGAUCUCAAACUCAAGAAGCCCGGUCAGUUGAAGCCUGAAGAAAUGCUGAAACGAGCCGGAGGUGGAUUGGGCGAUCGUUUCAGGAACUAG
Ostreococcus tauri is the source of this 1914-nucleotide messenger RNA. RefSeq names its product Protein of unknown function DUF3752. The transcript has a single exon. NCBI's taxonomy places the organism in Eukaryota, Viridiplantae, Chlorophyta, Mamiellophyceae, Mamiellales, Bathycoccaceae. The coding region runs from base 1 to 1914 and encodes 637 amino acids. The record is from RefSeq and is a predicted model, not a curated record.